AUGAAUCACUUUUCAAUUCACAAUCAAAACAUAGAAACCUUAAUAAACAACCUAUCAAAAACCCUACAACUAGACAACCUACCAUACCAUUUACCGAUCAUAUUAAGUUCAACUUUAACAUGUUUUGUUUUACAAUCCAUCUCACAUCAAAUCCUUUCACCUAAAUGUUUUCCAAAACAUUAUCCUAAUUUAUCUUCCUUUACUAAAUUCAAUUGGGAUACUCAUUUUGUGGCUUGGGUUCAUUCUUUUUUUGCUACUUUUAUUGGUUGUUGGUUUUUAUUGAAUUAUGAUCGGUUUCAAGAAUUACAUGAUGAUAAGUUAUUUGGGUAUAAUCCUUUUGCUGUGAAUCUUUUAUCAAUUUCAACCGGUUAUUUUUUAUGGGAUAUAGCCGUUAGUACAUUAAUGGUCAUCAAAGGGAAUGGGAUCGGUUUCUUUUUACAUGCUGCAAGUUGUUUUAUAGCUUUUCUUUAUACAAUCAAACCUUUUGGUGGUUAUUAUGGAUUCGUGUUUCUCUUGUGGGAGUCAUCUACUAUCUUUUUAAAUCCGCAUUGGUUUUUCGAUAAGAUAGGUAUGACAGGAUCUAAAGCCCAAAUGUAUAAUGGAAUUGCACUCUUGAUAACAUUUUUCCUAUCAAGACUAGUUUUGGGUAAUUAUGUUUCUUAUGAAAUCUUUGUUAGUACUUCUCAACCUGGUGUUAGUGAAAGAGUUGGAAGGAAAACUUUAAAUACGAUUUUAUCUUUAGAUGUCUUAUUGUCAGUUUUGAAUGUUUACUGGUUCUAUCAAAUGAUUUCAAGUAUAAAAAAGAGAAUGAAAUCAAAACCAAAUCAAAAAAGGAAAAAUCAAUGA
This is a messenger RNA of Melampsora larici-populina 98AG31, 846 nucleotides long. RefSeq lists its product as uncharacterized. Gene Ontology annotation, biological process: lipid homeostasis. The record is from RefSeq and is a predicted model, not a curated record. Gene Ontology annotation, cellular component: membrane; endoplasmic reticulum. Lineage: Eukaryota; Fungi; Basidiomycota; Pucciniomycetes; Pucciniales; Melampsoraceae. Bases 1 to 846 code for a protein of 281 amino acids. The transcript has 8 exons.